AUAUUUUCGUGUAGCCCCACCGGAAGUACGGAUCGUGGCCGAUUGCUGGUCGUGUGAGACGGAAUUGUACAUUUACUUAUGCCGCUUAAGGAUCAGUCAAACUCCACCGUGAUGAAGCCUGCAGUGGACGAGAUGUUUCCCGAAGGCGCCGGACCUUACGUGGAUCUCGAUGAGGCAGGGGGGAGUACAGGAUUGCUAAUGGAUUUAGCUGCCAACGAGAAAGCGGUUCACGCGGACUUCUUUAACGAUUUUGAAGACCUUUUUGAUGACGACGACAUCCAGUGAUUCUCUCCUUGUUAUCCCCGUGGAGUUUCUGUUAUAGGAUGGACCUCUUGCUCUAGAAAAUGGACUUUAUUCGUUGAGUUGGGCAGACUGUUUCAUGUUGUUAAUAAAUUCUGUAAAGCUUUCCAGCUGGUGCCAGAUGUUCCCAAAUUCUUAGAAUGCCAAACAUUUGGCAGUGCGCUCUGUUAAAAUUACGGCACUGGGUCAUGUUCGUGUCUAAUGCUGCUUCUAGUGAAGAUUGUAGGUUUGCUCUGGGAUUCAGAACACCUGUUCCUGGUCUAUUUUGAGUGUAAUAAUAUCCUCAGUGAUAAUGAUUAAUUAAUUCUGACAUGGCAUCUUAAUAAGGAUAUUAAUAGAAUAUGGAGUCACAAAUAAACGUUCCAUCCUAAUCAUAA
This is a messenger RNA of Paramormyrops kingsleyae, 677 nucleotides long. It is a transcript of the gene cops9, whose product is annotated as COP9 signalosome subunit 9. Lineage: Eukaryota; Metazoa; Chordata; Actinopteri; Osteoglossiformes; Mormyridae. The record is from RefSeq and is a predicted model, not a curated record.